AUGAACAAUACUCUUCCCGACCAUCUGAUUUUCGAAAAAAUCCUCCCAAAACUCCCUGUUAAAUCCUUACUUCGCUUCAAAUCCGUUUCCAAAUUAUGGCUUUCCACUAUUUCAAGUCACAAAUUCGUACAAACCCACCUUAAAUUCUCCUCAUCCCGCCUUCAAGCUCUCCUAAUUCAUGGCCUCUAUCUUUAUGAAGGAUCCAGUGUUUUAUCUUUUGAUGAAUGCAACAAUUUCAAAGAUUCCAAUCUCAUCUCAUAUUAUCCUUCUCAACGGGGUCUAGAAUCUUAUGUCAUCGGUUCUUCCAAUGGGCUAGUUGGCUUGUUUGGAGUAGAUUAUACCUUGUAUAUAUGGAAUCCAUCAACAAAUCAAUGUCAUGAUGUUUCUUUUCCUGAUUUUGAUCUUAUUCAUUGUAACCUUCCCGAUGAAAUUACAGGUAUGGUAUUCGGUUAUGUAUCUUCCAUUGAUGAUUACAGGAAAUGGAUAGAGAUGCCUAGCAUUGAUGCGAGCAAUGAGAAUUACGGCUUCAGGAUUGGUUCUGACGGGGACCGAGGGGUAGUGGUUGAUGAUACUCUAUAUUGGACUCCAGUCAAACUUUCCCUUUUGGGGGGCGAGGAAGCUCACAUAGCUGGGUUGAAUUUAGUUAAUGGGGAAAUGAAAAAGUUCCCAUUAAUGAAUUUGCUUGUUGGGUAUGCUGAGGAUGUUAGAGUAUUUCGGUUGAAUGGGUGUUUGUCGAUGUGCUGUUACAAGUACAUGAAGGGUGACAAUUCCAGUUGCGUUACUGUAUCGUCUUUUAAUCUUGGGAAUGUGGAGUUCCUUUGGUUAUUUGAGACAGGUAAUUAUUUAGUGCUUGAAAACACCCUCAAUCUGCUUAUGCUGCACGAUCCUAGUCAUGUAGCUCUGGAUCAAGAAGAAGAAAGUACUGGUAUUCGAUCUAUUCACGCUCAAAAUUUUAUUGGAGGGGCUUGGGGAUAUGCAGAGAGUCUUAUUUCUCCUUUUGGAACGACCCUAUCUGAUGGGAAUGAAUGA
Molecule: messenger RNA, 1029 nt
Organism: Chenopodium quinoa (quinoa)
Lineage: Eukaryota; Viridiplantae; Streptophyta; Magnoliopsida; Caryophyllales; Amaranthaceae
Product: F-box protein At1g67130-like
Exons: 2
Coding region: 1-1029 (342 amino acids)
Molecular function (GO): protein binding
Source: RefSeq, a predicted model, not a curated record